Molecule: messenger RNA, 2292 nt
Organism: Peronospora belbahrii
Lineage: Eukaryota; Oomycota; Peronosporomycetes; Peronosporales; Peronosporaceae
Source: the annotation of a GenBank genome assembly
AUGUGGACACUACGCUACGCCACUUGCCGCAUCCUGGUGCAGCGGCCUUUUCAUUGUCGCACAUUAACUGCUGCGGCAAUUGCACAGGGUAAAGUUCCGAUUAAUAAUCUCUUUAUAACGUCAACAGAAGUGGCCAAGAAGACGGCACCUGUGCUUAUUGGUCUAGCGAAUACUUUGGAGCAGAAAUUUGCCAAAGUUGGAUACUUUCGACCUAUUCAACCAGGACCGGAAUCUAGUUUAUCUGAUCAUCAUGUCGAGGUCAUGCGUGAUCAAUUGGGGCUUCACAAGGACGUCAAACAGCUCUAUGGCGUGACCAGUGAACGUGCUAUUGAGUGUUUGCUGCACAGCAAACAGGACGAUCUGAUUGAGGAGAUUUUGGAUCGUUACGAGCAAUGUCGAGAAGGUUAUGACUUUAUGAUCAUUGAAGGAUCUCAAAUCUCCAAUCAUGAAAGUGCUAUGAGCUGGAAAAUAAAUGUGGACAUUGCUAAAGCCAUUGGCGCUCCUGUGCUGACUAUCUCAGACUUUAGUGAGUCAACAAACACUAAUGGGGAGCUCAUUGAAGAACUAUUGGCUCGUACGGCACUAAAUGCUGAUCAGGUCGAACGCGCUGGUCUUAAUUUCAUUGGUAAUAUUGCCAACCGAGUCAAUGCCAAGGAUCCUAAAACUCUGCGCCAAGCGUUGCGCACUAAGAUGAGCGAGAAGAAUUUGCCGUUCCUGGGAUUCUUGCCUAACGACGACUUUAUUGCUUCGAAACGUCUGAACGAGGUGUCGCACCAGCUUGGAGCGAAGCAGCUCUUUGGCACGAAAGCCAUUCCAAAUAAUGUCGUGGUGACGUCGGCGGUAGUAGCUACAAGUGCCUUGAAGGAUUUGUUCUCGCAUUUGAAGAAGUACAAGGAUGGUGCUUUGGUGAUUACGUCGGCAGACCGCUCGGACAUUAUGCUUGGUCUGAUGGCUUCGCGUUUGCCUGGCAUCCUGCCAAACGUGUCUGCCAUUGUAUUGACAAACGGCAGCUAUCCGCACAGCAAUACGCAAGAGAUUUUGAAGGGUGUCGAGGCUCUUGACAAGACGGGUCUCUCGAUUCCAAUCUUUUCUGUGCCCGAGGACACGUUCACGACGGCUCAAAAGUUUUCAAAGGUGUCGACAGACAUCUUACCCACGAGUCAGCUCAAAAUUGAUCGAUCUAAGCAGCUCUUUGACGAGUUCAUUGAGAAGGAGAAUCUCAUAGGUGAGCUAAACGAGGGUAUGGUGGUAAACCGUUCUCCUAAACAGUUUCAGCACUUUUUGUUUUCCAAGUCGCGCGCUGUCCAGCGUCACAUUGUGUUAACGGAGGGUGAAGACAUUCGCGUGCUCCAAGCUGCCGACCAAGUGCUGCGUCAGAAAUUGUCAAAGCUAACGAUACUUGGCAAUCCCGACGACAUUCACCGCCACGCCAAGUCACUAAACUUAGAUUUGUCGCAUGCUAACAUUGUGCACACGGCAGACAGCGACUUACUUGAGAAGUAUGUUGACUCAUACUAUCAGAAGCGCAAACACAAGGGUGUGACCCGCGAGACAGCCCGUGAUGCCGUGCUGGAAGAAACGUGCUUCGGCACAAUGAUGGUUGAGAUGGGUGAUGCUGACGGUAUGGUGUCGGGUGCCUGCCACACCACUGCGAACACUAUCCGCCCUGCACUGCAGCUUAUCAAAACGAUGCCAAACCGUCCCAUUGUAUCAAGCAUCUUUUUCAUGUGUCUUGAAGAUGGCGUGCGAAUCUACGGCGAUUGCGCCGUCAACACGGACCCGAACGCACAGGACCUUGCACAGAUUGCCGUGACGAGCGCUGAAAGCGCAGAGGCAUUUGGUCUGAUUCCAAAGGUGGCGCUGCUGUCGUACGCGACAGGUGACUCGAACUCUGGCCCAAUUGUUGACAAGGUACGUGAGGCGACAGAGAUUGCACAGAAGUUGCGUCCAGACCUGGACAUCUACGGUCCAAUUCAGUACGAUGCUGCUGUGGACGAGUCAAUUGCAAAGACGAAGCUGAAGGCGAUUCCUAGCGGUGCUAAGGUUGGCGGCCAAGCGAAUGUGCUGAUCUUCCCUGAUCUGAAUACGGGUAACAACACGUACAAAGCUGUGCAGCAGAGCACUGGUUGCAUUGCGAUGGGUCCGAUGCUACAGGGUCUGCGAAAACCUGUGAAUGAUCUGAGCCGUGGAGCAACAGUGAAGGACAUCGUGACGACUGUGGCGAUCACUGCAAUCCAGGCAGACCAGGUGAUUCGGACCCGCAAGGACCAUACUGCUGCAGCCAAGUACUAA